This is a messenger RNA of Dentiscutata erythropus, 320 nucleotides long. NCBI's taxonomy places the organism in Eukaryota, Fungi, Glomeromycota, Glomeromycetes, Diversisporales, Gigasporaceae. The record is from the annotation of a GenBank genome assembly.
GAUUUGAUGGAUGGAACUAUAAAGGAGAAAAUAAUCAAAGCAUAAAAACCGCCGUAGACUAUUUGUUACCGUUUGCAUUAAAUGGAGGUGAAGGAUGGGAGUUUAAAAAUAUUGAUGGAUUUAAUAUGAAUAAGUAUGUAAAGAUUUUAGAAUUAAGUUGGAUUAUUUGGGGUGAUGAUAAGUAUCGCGAUGCUAUCGAGAUUCUAAGACCAAAAUCAAAAGCAGAGCAAGCCUUGGGCCAUAAAGAAGUAUGGGAAGAAAAUUCUCUCUGUAUUUGGUCUUUGAUGAACUUUAGAGCUUUGUGGCCUUGUUUGCAAUAA